Molecule: messenger RNA, 9020 nt
Organism: Anolis carolinensis (green anole)
Lineage: Eukaryota; Metazoa; Chordata; Lepidosauria; Squamata; Anolidae
Gene: nos1ap
Product: nitric oxide synthase 1 adaptor protein
Exons: 10
Coding region: 272-1759 (495 amino acids)
Molecular function (GO): nitric-oxide synthase binding
Source: RefSeq, a predicted model, not a curated record
CCAUUGCCGUCUUGCACAAAGAAACCCCGGAGGAGUGGGAACUAUCCUCCUGUCCCAGUCCCUGGAAGGGAGGCUUUGCCGCUGGAUUCUCAUAGGAAGGGAGGAAGGGAGGGAGGGAAGGAGGAGGGAGGGUUAGAGUCCAGCGGGUGGCCAGGCAGGGCUCCUCCUCCUCCUCCUCCCUCCGGCCCCUCCUUCCUCCUCCUCCUCCUCGUCCUCUUGCUGCUGCUGCUGCUCCUGCUGCUGCCCUUCGCGCUGGCUCCCCGGAGGCGCCAUGCCGGUGGGCGCCUCUCCCUCGGCCAGGUCCCGCUACAGCCUGGUGGAGGACCGCCACGACCCGCGCCUCCCGCCGCACAACGACGACGCCUUCCAGCACGGCAUCGCCUUCGAGGCCAAGUAUAUUGGCAGCCUGGAUGUACCCAGACCAAACAACAGGGUGGAGAUUGUGAGCGCUAUGAGACGUAUCCGGUAUGAAUUUAAAGCAAAAAGCAUAAAGAAAAAGAAGGUUAAUCUGAUGGUGUCUGUUGAUGGUGUAAAGGUGGUGCUGAAGAAAAAGAAGAAAAAGAAGAAAGAGUGGGACUGGGAUGAGAGCAAACUACUGAUGAUGCAUGACCCAAUCUACAGGAUAUUUUAUGUGUCCCACGAUUCCCAGGACCUGAAGAUCUUCAGUUACAUUGCCAGGGAUGGCUCCACCAAUAUAUUCCACUGCAAUGUCUUCAAGUCCAAGAAAAAGAGCCAGGCCAUGCGCAUCGUCCGAACGGUGGGGCAAGCAUUUGAGGUCUGCCACAAACUGAGUCUGCAGCACACUGAGCAGAAUGCGGAUGGACAAGAGGACAACCAAAGUGAGAAAUGUAGCGAAGACAUGGAGGCACCAGUUCCUGCCUUAACUGAAGGUGAGCCUGUCAGUCCAGUGGACGAAACAGACAUUGAUUCUAUGGACAUUGGACUUCCUGGGAACAAUCACUUGGAAUUCAACAGAGGAGUAACAGAUCUUGACGCUGUCAGUCGAGAGGCUCCUGAGCUGCUUUUUGCCAAGAGUUUGCUUCACAAAGAGAAUAUCCUAACUGCUUCUCCCAAGAUGCUGCUUCCAUCUUCUGUCCAGUUGCCUGAGCCAGGAGUCCCUCUGUCUACUCACCAUCAGAUGCAGUUUCUGCAGCAGCUCUUGCAGCAGCAGCAACAACAAACUCAAGUUGCUGUAGCCCAGGUGCGUUUACUGAAGGAUCAACUGGCAUCAGAGUCAGCUGCCCGCCUUGAGGCCCAGGCCAGAGUACAUCAGCUCCUGCUACAGAAUAAGGACCUCCUUCAGCAUAUCUCAAUCUUGGUGAAGCAGGUGCAAGAACUGGAAGCAAACCUGUUGAAAACUAGUACCAUGGAUUCUCAAAAGAGUUUGGUGGAAACCAGCUAUCGUCCAGUGACGCUACCUGUUCUGUGCGACCCUACCACCCCAGCGCCUGAGGACAACUACCCGCUCCAGUUUGACUCCAGUUUUUCCACCAUUACCAGCUCUCUGGUCAGCCCCUUAGGUAGGAGUGACUGUUUGGCAAAGCUGGAAUGCUUCCAUUUCCACUCCAAGGCUGUGCCUCCCUUGGGCAGCUUGGAGCUUAUCAGGUUCCACGAUUCUGGGCUCACCUCUCAGCAUGAGUCCAGCACGGAUGAGAGCGAGGAGUGGGACUCCUGGGUCCGGGAGGAAUCCCUUCGCCUGCUCUGUGUUCUGAACAAACAGGGGCUGGGAGAUAACUUGGAUGAAGACAUUCCAGUAUAAAAAGGAAGUAGAGCUGCUCUAGGUUUGUUGACAGUAAUGGGGGAGGAAAGCUGUAGUUCAGGAGUCCUUGCACAUAUGCCUAAAUAUUCCCAACUAUUGCUGUCUGAGCACAGAUUCUUCAUUGGAGAAGGAAUAUGCUGCCCCAUAUUCUAUUGGGAAACAGUGUUUCAUCAGCAACAGAACUCCCCCAUGCUGUUGUCCCACCUUGAAUACUGAGGACGGGAUUGCUAUUGGCAGGCAUUUCCAAAAGAUUCCACUGUUACACCAUCAAGAUUGGCAUUGUCUGCUACCUUUAGUACCGGGAGAAUCUCAGCUUGUUUAUUUUUCUCAGAAAAAAAUGGCUAAACCUUUAAGGAUGAAAAAAAUAGCUGGGUAAGAGUAAGCAAGGAUGCUAAAGAACAAGAGACAUGUCAUAGAAUCAUAGAGGUGGAAGAGACCACAAGCGCCAUCCAAUCUAAUCCCCUGCCAGGCAGGAAAAAGCACAAUUAAAGCAUCCCUAACAGAUGGCCAGUCUCUCUUUAACAACCUCCAGCAAAGGAGACCCCACCACACUCUGAGGCAGAGAGUUCCACUGCUGAACAGCUCUUACAGUCAGGAAGUUAUUCCUAAUGUUUAGGUGCAAUCUCUUUUCCUGCAAUUUGAAUCCACUGCUUCGUGUCCUAGUCUCCAGAGCAGCAGAAAAUAACCUUACCCUUUCCUCCAUGUGAUAUCCUUUCAAAUAUUUAAACAUGGCUAUCAUGCCUUCGUUUCUUCAAGCUAAAUAUACCCAGUUCCCUAAACUCCUCAUAGGACGUGGUUUCCAAAGCUUUGAUUAUUUUUGGUCACCCUUCUUUAGAUACGGUUGAGCUUGUUGAUGUCCUUCUUUAAUCAUGGUGCCCAGAAAUGGACACAGUAGAAUCGUAGAGUUGGAAGAGACUUUGUAGGUCAUCCAAUCCAACCCCCUGCCAAGAAGCAGGAAAAUUGAAUGAGACAGAUGGCCAUUGUGCUUCUACUUAAAAGCCUCCGAAGAAGGAACCUCCACCAGAGAGAGUUCCACUGCUAAACAGCUUUGACAGUGAGGAAGUUCUUCCUAAUGUUGAGGUGGAAUCUUCUCUCCUGUAGUUUGAAGCCAUUGUUCCGCAUCCUAGUCUCCAAGGCAGCAGAAAAUAAGCCUGCUCCCUCCUCCCUAUGACUUCCCCUCACAUAUUUAUACAUGAUUAUCAUGUCUCCUCUCAGCCUUCUCUUCUGCAGGCUAAACAUGCCCAGCUCUUUAAGCCGCUCCUCAUAGGGCUUGUUCUCCAGACCCUUAAUCAUUUUCAUCACCCUCCUCUGGACACCUUCCAGCUUCUCAACAUCUCCCUUCAAUUGCGGUGCCCAGAACUGGACAUAGUGUGAUUCCAGGUGUGGUCUGAUCAAGGAAGAAUAGAGAGGUAGCAUGACUUCCCUGGAUCUAGACACUAGACUCCUAUUGAUGCGGGUCAAAAUCCCAUUGGCUUUUUUGCCACUGUAUUCCCAUGAGGUCUGACCAAAGUGGAAUAGAACAAGACUACUAUUUCUAUUGAACUAAAUCCUGCAUAGUUUUUUUACCUCCAUAACAGAAUAGAAGAACAAAUUGGCAGUAGAUCAAGGAAACACAGUGCAAUUUUGUCUAAUUUACAUAAUAUAUGUAAUUGGCAGAAUUCAGGUGUGUUUGUGUGGAAUGUGUUUGGCUUUGGCACGCACUGAAAUUGUGAAUCUUGUGGAGGUACAUUCCUGUUUUCAUAGCAAACUGUCCAAGGACUGCCGCUGUUUAGUGUCCAGACAGCCUUAGGUGUGUGCAAACUGAAGGAAAUGUUUUAGUUAUGCACAUGGUUAUAUUUGAAGGAAUGGUUCAAUAUGAGUUGAUUUCUUCUGGAAAUGUGAACCUGGGCACUUCACAAAUCAAUGCUGCCUCAAUUCCAGAAGAGUACUUGUGAUAUGUCUUCAUUAUGGCACCUUCAAUACUAACUUACACAUGUUUUGUGGGUUCUUUUAUGUUCCCUACACUUGUACAAUAAUACAUAUUUCCAUGUAGUCCUGUGAUCACAUGUGAUGCUGACCGCACAGUAAAAACUGGUAUUAUGUAGGUACAUCACUCUGCUUUUGCUCUGGCUCUCUAGUAAAAACGAGCUACUUCCUUUCCUUGACCGUCUCCUCACCCACACCUCCCCCCCCCCCCAGCUACAUUCUCAUUCUUUUUCUUCAUUAUUAUAAAUACUAUUAUAACCCAUCAAAUAAAAAGAUCCUCUCCUAUUUUUAGCAAUCCUAAGUAUGUUCCCUCUAUGCAUUUUUAAAUGGAGAGAACAAUAUUUGGGUUGCUGCGAGUUUUCCAGGCUGUAUGGCCAUGUUCCAGAAGCAUUCUCUCAUGACGUUUCGCCCAUAUCGGUGGCAGGCAUUCUCAGAGGUUGCAAGGUCUGUUGGAAACUAGGCAAGGGAGGUUUAUAUAUCUGUGGAAAGUCCAGGGUGGGAGAAAGAACUCUUGUCUGUUGGAGUCAAGUGUGAAUGUUGCAAUUGGCCACCUUGAUUAGCACUGAAUAGCCUUGCAACGUAAAAGCCUGGCUGCUUCUUGCCUGGGGAUCUUUUGUUAGGAGGUGUUAGCUGGCCCUGAUUGUUUCUUGUCUGGAAUUCCCUUAUUUUCUGAGUUUUGUUCUUUAUUUUCUGUCCUGAUUUUAGAGUUUUUUUAAAAUUCUGGUAGCCAGAUUUUUUUUUCAUGGUUUCCUCCUUUCUGUUGAAAUUGUCCACAUGCUUAUGGAUUUCAAUGGCUUCUCUGUGUAGUCUGACACGAUGGUUGUUGUUGGAGUGGUCCAGCAUUUCUGGUUCAUCAAGUGCUCUGCUACGGCUGACUUCUCUGGUUGGAUUAGUUGUCAGUGUCUUUAAUGUUCCUUGAUUUGUGUUUGGGCAAUGCUGUGUUUGGUGGUCCCUAAUCAAGGAAGCCAAUUGCAACAUUCACACUUGCCUCCAACAAACAAGAGUUCUUUCUCCCACCCCGGACCUUCCACAGAUAUAUAAACCUCACUUGCCUAGUUUCCAACAGACCUCACAACCUCUGAGGAUGCCUGCCACAGAUGUGGUUUAAACGUCAGGAGAGAGUGCUUCUGGAACAUAGCCAUACAGCCUGGAAAACUCACAGCAACUCAGUGAUUCCGGCCAUUAAAGCCUUCAAUAACACAUUGAACAGUAUUUGUUUGGUACAUGCCCCUAGGUUUUACUCUGAAUUUACUUUUAUUGCUAUUCCAGCAGAGGCAAAGAAGGGACAUGGCCGUUCUGUCUUCCACCCUCUUCCCCUUAAUGUUUGCCAUGCUUAUGUGGGCAGCUAAGUGCAGAAUUGAAAGAGCAUUGGGUAAUUGCCAAUACUAUAUACCUAACAGGCAUGACAGGAAAAUAACCUUUUCCCCAGCACUCUUUGCAUGGCAAUAGAUCUGGAAUAAGAAAAGAGGGAAAGACAAAUUUCCUGCCUUCUUCCAGUGCUUAAGAAAUAGUGGAGGUAACAUCUAGCUAUUAUAAAAGUAAACAGCCUUCAGAACAGAUUCUUAAUUGUCUUUAAAAAAUAGAGGAAUGUAAAACUUACUCAUGCAAAACAUCAGUUCCCAAAAUUAUGGUAUGUUCACCAUAUUAUGGUAGGUAUCCAGCAGCAGCAGCACCCUGCCCUUCGUUUCGUAUAUGCCAUGUACCAAACCCUUAGCUGCCUCUUUUUUUGCAUCAGAGGGAACAAUUAGGUCAAGGGACUAGACUUGCCAUACCCCACUGCCAGAUGCAUGAUGUCAGUUGGUGACCCAUUUUCUGUUUUCCUAUGUGGGGAAGUUGGGCAAAAAAAAAUGGAGCAUAUUCCGAUAGUGUUUCAGGAACUGUCUGAGUCAUGAGGUUAAGACUCAGUGGAGAAGGCAAGGAUUUAAUCAAAUGAUAGCUGUGGCCUUGCUGCUAAGGGUCACUUGUUUUCCUGCCAUCUUUUCAGAUAAGCUAAUUUGGCAAACCAGAUAAGGUCCAGAGACUGGAGGAUCUCCAUCCAUGUUAUAUGUAACUAGUUACUUCCUUGAAAAAAGUUGAUGUUUUGAUUGUCUGUUUUUAUUCAAAAGUACGUGCUGAAUUUAGAUUUGUUUUUCCUGUUGUUAUUGUAGCAUUUGUCAUUAUUUCAUUGUCAGCUCAUUAUUUUAGGGUUCUGAAUAGCAGUCACAUUCAGUUACCUGGUGUAAGGAAAAUGAGCCAGUAAUGGAAGAUCUACUGUCAGUAUUUGCCAAGACAUUCUCUAUGAAGCCAAGGCUGUUAAAUGCAAAUCAUGUUUCUUCUUCGUGGUCUCUCUGAAUCACACAACUAGGUUUCACUGUUCCUGUGCAGUGUCUCUUUGCAAACCUCUAUUUAUUUAUUUAUUUAUUUAUUAGCGACAUUUAUAUCCCGCCCUUCUCACCCCGAAGGGGACUCAGGGUGGCUUACAAGCCAUAUAUACAUACAAUAUAUAACACUAUAUUGUAAUAUUAUUACAUAUAAUAUAAAUAUACCAUUAUAAUAGUGCAUUCUUAUAUUUUGUAUUACAUUAUUAAUAUUAUAUGCAUAUACAAUAUAUUAUAUUAUUAGUAUAGCAUAAUAUGAUGAUUAUAUAUUAUAUUGAGAGGGGGUUGGGGCACAAUGGCACUACUCUAGAAUCACUAGGUAGAAUUUUUGGCUUGUAAAACUGUGCACCCUCCUGAGGGUAUAAAUGUGCUAGUUGGUACUUAAUAACCAAAGGUGGCAUUAUGCCAGCAGGAAGGAUAAAUAGGGCUGUGUAAAUUCACAGAUGAUUACUCAAAGAAUGGUAGCUGCGGUGAUACAGUUAAGCUGCAGAACUUGCUGACCAGAAGGUCGGUGGUUCGAAUCUGUGGGAGGGGUAAGCUCCCAGUGUUAGCCCAGCUUCUGCCAACUUAGCAGUUCGAAAACAUGCAAAUGCAAGUAGAUCAAUAGGCUUUGGCGGAAGAUAACAGCACUCCAUGUAGUCAUGCUGGCAACAUGACCUAGAAUGCAUCUACGAAUAACGCUGACGCUUCGGCUUAGAAAUGGAGAUGAGCACUACGCCCUAGUCAGACCCGACUAGACUUAAUGUCAAGGGGAAACCUUUCCCACUCAAAGAAAUAUACUUACAACCUGUUCUUCUUUGUGGCCUCUGUGACUCAAACAAAUGGUGACUAACAAGCUCACAUAAUCAAAAGAUGGGUAUCAUUUCACAAGAAAACCAAGACAUUUAUGGAAUAAUCCCAUUUAUUAACAUCUUUCCAAAUAUGAGAGAUCAGCUUUUUCAAAAACUGAAAUUGUAAUGGCUAACGGACUAGAAGUCAUGAAAUACCACUACAGACUCUGGAAACAAAGGUGCUUUGCAGAGUCAUAAUACACUUUGAAUUUCAUAAACAUAAUAAAACACGUAAGAUGUUUUCUGACUUUUCAUGCAAGUCAAGACAGCAACAGUGACCACCUGAAAGCAUAGUGAUUCUAGAUGUUUCCAAAGAGGUACUGCACAGUGAAAACCCAGUUGUAUGAAUUCACAGAUGUCCGCUCAAAGAAAUAUAGUUACAGUUAAGCAACCUGUCCUUGUGGAAUGUGGUAGGAACAGAGAAAGAUCAACGCUGCAACACAGGAAGGCCUUUCAUGUUAAGUCGUGAGCAGCUGUGCUGUUCUUUUCUCAUUAAGCUAAACAGAUUUUUGGCUGUUUGUGUGAUGUUCAAACAGUUGUGUGAUUGAAGAAUCAUUUAAAUUGUUUGGAGAAGGAACAAUUGGAACAACUUUCAAAUAAUUUCCAUAUAUGAGACACUGUUCAGAUGUUCAACCAGGAGUCUCCCAUGUUCCCUGGAUCAAAGUGGGCAUUUUUAGCAUCACUGAUAGUGAGGUGGGAGUAACUCUUCUGGGAUAGACACUUUCGUACUCAUAAGGGUGAUAUUUAAGAGGAAAGCUGAGCAGCCUAAGGAAGGUAGAAUAUUUCUUCUGUGUCGGUGAUAAUCCAAUUCUCCAACCUCACUUUCUUUUCUACUAUCUGGCCUACUUUUUACAAAACAAUCUCUUUAGAUAAACUACAGGUUAGCAGGCAAAAUAUAAGCUUUCUACCUACAUACUUCCUCAUUUCCUCUCCCUUUCUCCCUUUCUUACCUGUACCUUUUUAAACAUCUUCUUUUUUUAAAAAAAAAUCAGAGUUACUUCUGUCAUUUAAACCUAAUCUUGGCAUAUGGAUGCUAUCUUGCCUUAGGCCCCUUUCAACCAAUGUUCUAGUUUGGAAACUAUGAUUUAAGAAACAGUCAUUUUUUUACUGAAGCACAUUGGGACCAUGUGAGCCAACGACUUGUUUGUGGGCUUAUAAACUGCAGACUGAUAAGACGUAGAAGUUUCUGGAAUUAUAAACCAAGACCAUUGCUUGCUUAUGAUGAACUAGAUUAUCAGGGAUCCAGCUCAGGGAGAAAGUGCCUUCAAAUAUGAAUUGGGUUGAGGAUUUGUUUCUUCACCCUUGUUAUUUAAACAUUAAUCUAGUUGUUUGGUUGAUUGGUAGCAGCAGAGCCACCGAGCCAACAGCAGAUAAGAUAGUAUGGGAAGGGGAUAGUGGCAACUGUCAACAUAUCUUAGGUAUCUUUCAUGUUCAGACCUGCUGUAUAAAAAUAGUCUCUAGUCUUUUCUGAUGACAAAGAUAAGGAAGGAAAACUAAAAGUGAUGAGAUAAAAUGUCUGAAAUGAACAUAUAGAGGUGGAAAGAGAAUGCGUAGGCGAAAUGAGAAGAGAAGGGUGUUGAUAUAGAGAAAAGUUGGUAACACGAAGAUUGGGCCUUUUAAGGAACUGGAACCAUCACCAUUAUUAUUAUUAUUAUUAUUAUUAUUAUUAUUAUUAUUAUUAUUAUUAUUUAUACCCCGCUUUUUUUUCUCCACAAGGAGACAAAAAGCAGCCAUUCCAGAUAUUAAUAUGCCCAUCUGAUCUAUGAUAAUAUCCAUUGCCUGGGAUGGCAAAGGAUAAUUGGAAAAGAAUAUUGCUAACUCAGUGCAAUAAUGCCCAUUUUAGCAGGUAUUGCUUAGCAGUGGCUCUACAUUCACUCAUGUCUAAACUUAAAACUUUUUUCAGACUGUCUGUAUGGAGAUUCUGACAUUGUUUAUUACACCAAUUUUUUUUCCUUUAUAAAACCCUUUCUGCAUUCUUUUGUUAUCUCCCUUAUUUAGAAGCGUGCUUAUUUAUGGAAUUACUUUCUCUGUAAGUGCACUUAAGGCCCGUGUGGUGGUAUUAGCAUCUUGGCUUUUGUGAAAUAAAUCUUUCUUAUUUUUAAACCUAAA